Messenger RNA from Pocillopora verrucosa, 929 nucleotides. Its product is annotated as lactoylglutathione lyase. Gene Ontology annotation, molecular function: metal ion binding; lactoylglutathione lyase activity. The record is from RefSeq and is a predicted model, not a curated record. Lineage: Eukaryota; Metazoa; Cnidaria; Anthozoa; Scleractinia; Pocilloporidae.
GUCAAAGGGCCACUGACUAAGCACUUUAAAAUCUUUAAGUUUAUGAAUAACUACCAGAAAUGGCGUUAUCUGAAGAAGAUAUUAGUUCUUCCGUCACUGAACCAGACGAAAACACGAGGGGUUUCACUUUUCAGCAGACGAUGAUUCGGGUAAAAGAUCCUAAAGUGUCGCUCGAUUUCUACACACGUGUGAUGGGCAUGAGGCUUUUACAGAAGUAUCACUUCCCAGAAAUGAAGUUUUCCUUGUAUUUUCUUGGAUUUGAAGAAGCAUCAGCCAUUCCAGAAGAUGCCGAUGAGAGGACCAAGUGGCUUUGUGCUCAAAAAGCAACUUUAGAAUUAACACAUAACUGGGGAACAGAGAAUGACCCUGAUUUGAAAUACCAUAAUGGAAACUCUGAACCAAAAGGAUUUGGUCACAUUGGUUUCACUGUGCCUGAUGUGGACAAGGCCUGUGAGCGUUUUGAAAAGCUUGGGGUGAAAUUUGUCAAAAAACCUAAUGAUGGUAAAAUGAAAGGAAUUGCAUUUGUUGAAGAUCCUGAUGGCUACUGGAUUGAAAUUCUCAAUGGAGAAAAUCUUCUCAGUGUCACCAAAGCUUUUGCUUCUUAGAAGCAUUUCUGAUGUUUUGAGAUUCAUCAUUUUUGAAAAUGUAUACUCAACAACUGAUCAGCAACAAACUGUCUUUAGAAACUUUAGAACCAAAGUAUUUUCAUCUAAAAAAUAACAAUAAUGAUCACUAACUUUGAAACUGUACAGAUCUAUAAUAAUUAAACUGCAAAAUUCAUGGUAAGACUGCUGAAAAAAUGGGCUGUGUUGUCUCCUUUGUAAUUGUAAGUGUUUCUUUGAGCUUCUUUGUUAAGUUGUGUAUAUCCAUAGCUUUUUCCUUAGUGGGAAUAGACAAUGUGUUCAAUAAACACAGGAGAUUGUGGUAUU